This is a messenger RNA of Alligator sinensis (Chinese alligator), 1720 nucleotides long. RefSeq names its product interferon regulatory factor 9 (gene IRF9). Gene Ontology annotation, molecular function: RNA polymerase II cis-regulatory region sequence-specific DNA binding; protein binding; DNA-binding transcription factor activity, RNA polymerase II-specific. Gene Ontology annotation, biological process: immune system process; regulation of transcription by RNA polymerase II. Lineage: Eukaryota; Metazoa; Chordata; Crocodylia; Alligatoridae. Gene Ontology annotation, cellular component: nucleus. The annotation marks the transcript as partial. The record is from RefSeq and is a predicted model, not a curated record. The transcript has 9 exons.
CGCGCCCCGGGCCCUGCGGUGCCCCUCACCCCCGGCCCGCAGCGCCCCUGGCGGUCGUGCUGGGUGCAGCUGGCCCGGCGGUCACGUGAUUUCGGGGAAAGGGAGUGGAGCCUCAGAGGCGGCCGGGCUGCGCCGGGCGGGGGUCGGGCCGGGCCGGGGCAGAGGGACAGGACACCCGCGCAGACAGAGCGACGGGCGGGCACUGCCAGGAUGGCGUCGAGUCAGGUGCGCUCCACACGGCGCCUGCGGCAGUGGGUGCUGGAGCAGCUGGCCAGCGGGCAGUUCCCAGGGGUGGUCUGGGACGACCCCCCCGACUGCACCAUGUUCCGCAUCCCCUGGAAGCAUGCGGGGAAGCAGGAUUUUCGGGACGACGAGGACGCGGCCUUUUUCAAGGUCCAGGUCCCCAAACUGCCCAGGAUCCAAUCACCCUCCAGGAACCCCGGCAUCCAGGGCCAUCCAGCAGCACAGGCUCCCGACACCCAGGGGCAUGCUGAACCUGGCGGGAACCCAGGCAUCUGGGCAGGACCCCCAUCCCAGUCAAGCAAGACCCCCCGGCGAGGAGCCCAGCAGGCGAAGGGAGGGUGCUCAGACCCCAACCUGGCUCUAGCAGGAGGCACGGGGGGGCCCACCCUCAACACGGUCACCUGGGACCUGUGUCCGGAGGAGCCCGUGGCUGAUGGUUCCCGCAGCUCUGAGGACUCUGGCAUCGACGCCUGUAAGCCUGACCUGGACCCUGGCACCCCAUCCCCAAGCCUGACGGAGACCAGCUUUGAUGUCACCCUGGAGCUAUCCUCCAUGCCCCUGGGGUACCAGCCACUGGACCCCCAGGCACUGCGGCUGGUACUGCUGUACAGCGGGGUGUGUGUGCAGCAGACUUGGCUGCCGCCUGGCGAGUUCCUGGUGACGCCAGCAUCUGGGGAGGGGCUGCUUCCCCGUGUAGCCCUGCCGCCCGCCACCCCAACCACUGUGCCGGAUGCCCAGCGCCGCCAGGCCACGGCUGCCCUGCUGGCCGAGCUGCAUCGAGGGCUCCUGCUCAGCAGCAGGACUAAGGGAAUCUAUGUGCAGCGCCGGGCACGUGUGCCCUUGGGCUGGGCCAGGGCCCCUGCCAUCGACCUCGAUGGCCCCGUGCACCUCUUCAGCGCCCAGGACUUCCGCCACGCUCUGGAGCAGCACCAGCAGGGCCUGGGCCCAUGCCCUGAGCACUGCGUCACCCUGUGCCUGGGUGAGGAGUUGGCGCCCCACGAUCAGCCCCAGGACAAGCUCAUCACCCUCCAGAUGGAGCAGGCUUUUGCCUUGGAGCUGCUGAAGCUGCCCAUGGUGACAGGAGAGCCCUCCUGCCUCCUUAGCCUGCCCUGAGGACACCCUGGCAACUGCCAGUGUGCUGGGGGGGCGGGACUUCCUGCUUCACCUGUGGUCAGUGGAGGACAACCAGACGCACUUCCUGUUUUUCCAUGACAAGGGGGACAUCUUUUGACUUCUCUGGGACCUGUUGGGGAGGGCUCUUCCUGUCCUGCCUGGUUGAGAGUGGGACAUCCUCUUUUGUGCAUGGGGGAAAGGAGGUACUUCCUGGGCCUAACUGACCCACUUCCACUUCCUUGUUUCUUCUAUUCAUUUCCUGAGACUUGGGAAUUGGGACGUGUUAGGGCAGGUCUUCCUUUCUAGCAACAGAAUGGGGCAGGGCACUCCCCCCCCCCCCAAAUACCCUUCUCCCCCCCCCUUG